AUUUUAAUAAAGUUAAUGUUGUUUCUUGUGCAUCCAUCCGGCAUUUUUUCUGCUACCGCUAGCAUCGAUGGCUGCUGCUCUGAAUGGGCCUGGUGGUUAAACUGGAGGGAGCCAGUAGAAGUUAAAUUAGUACAGAAUACCGUGUGUUCGUACGGACGGACUAUCCCGGCUAAAAGUACGAAGGGAACAUCAUCUUUCGGUAAGCGCCGGAACAAGACGCACACCCUGUGCCGUCGCUGCGGGUCCAAGGCCUACCACCUGCAGAAGUCCUCCUGCGGAAAGUGUGGCUACCCUGAGAAGCGCAAGAGAAAGUACAACUGGAGCGCUAAGGCCAAGAGGAGGAACACCACUGGCACCGGCCGUCUGAGACACCUGAAGGUCGUCUACCGCAGAUUCAGGAAUGGUUUCAGGGAAGGAACUACCCCCAAACCCAGACGUGCUGCAGUGGCCGCCUCCAGCUCAUCUUAAAGACACAUUUUUGGUUAAAUAAAUGUGGUGUUAAAACAGGA
This is a messenger RNA of Cheilinus undulatus (humphead wrasse), 509 nucleotides long. RefSeq names its product ribosomal protein L37 (gene rpl37). The record is from RefSeq and is a predicted model, not a curated record. Gene Ontology annotation, cellular component: ribosome; cytosolic large ribosomal subunit. The transcript has 4 exons. Lineage: Eukaryota; Metazoa; Chordata; Actinopteri; Labriformes; Labridae. Gene Ontology annotation, biological process: translation. Bases 16 to 468 code for a protein of 150 amino acids. Gene Ontology annotation, molecular function: RNA binding; structural constituent of ribosome.